Pelobates cultripes (western spadefoot toad) is the source of this 16187-nucleotide messenger RNA. The record is from the annotation of a GenBank genome assembly. Lineage: Eukaryota; Metazoa; Chordata; Amphibia; Anura; Pelobatidae.
AUGGCAACGUCUGAGGCCUACUCUAUCCUCUAUGCUUACCCUAGCAACACGCUCGGCAGACUAGAGCAGAUCUUUACAGCCUUUCUCAGCUGCUUCACACAGAAGGGACGCAGCCUGUAUUCUGCCCGUCCUGCCGGAGUGACCCUGCAGCAGCGUCUCUGGGGAAGAUCCAACGUUGCUCUGGUAUGACAGAGGCGUAGAGACCUAAAUCGUGAUCAUCUCCCAGUCCUGGUCCACCUGUACAUCCAGAUCUGUCCUUACCUUCUAGCUCCAGUGAUGUCCGGUGUGGGGUCACAGAGAAGAAUCACUCUGAGGUCUUGACAGUGGAUGUAGUUGAAGUGCUACCUUUUCUAUCUUGCCGAGCGGGCACUGAUUUCACAAAGCUGAUCUGUGGUAGAGCUGCAAACCACAUGGUGGAUGGCUGGAGGUCCUGUGAUUUUGAGUGGUUACAUGUGUGAGUGUUGCUGGCUCAGAAGAGGGAAAUUGGCUAAUAGUUUUUUGCUCAUAAAGGGUUGCCAGGUAUACUCUGCUGUAUUUACAUUGGCUUUGCUUAUCAUUUUAUAUCUUACUUGCCUAACGUUCCUAGUCUGUUGUUAUUUUCUCUAACUCUUAUAUGUGCCUUCUUUGCAUGUUAUCAAAAAACAAAACAACAGUGCAGUAUCUUUGUCAUAUGUAUCCAUAAAUGUGUGUGUUUUCUUUGCACUGCAAAAAUAAAGAAUAAAAAAAAAAAAAGUAAAAUAAAGAUGGUGGUGCACUUGGGAGCUUCACCCGAAUUAAGGUAAGUAAAUCUUCUUUUAACCCCUUCACGACGCAUGACGGUUCAGGACCGUCCUCGGCAUUUUUGUGUUGCCGACCGAGGACGGUCCUGAACCGUCCUAAUGGAAAACUGGCGGCGGGAGCGAUCAGAGAUCGCUUCCGCCGAAAUCCCGUUGUUACUAUCUGCCUGGCAUCCCAGGCAGAUAGUAACAGCCAAUUACGGCGUGUGAGCUUUGACACUGAUCUCUGCCUCUCUCCCCUCUGUAGCGUUUUGUGAGAGGAGAGAGACAGAGAUCGUGAUAGUUUGUUGCAGCAGCUGUUCCAGAGAAUAUUAAAAAGUAUCUGCAGUGAAUAAAAAUCCCAUUUUAACCCCUUCCCUGCCAGAUCUGUUACAGACAGUGCAUUUGUACUGUCUGUAUUUUUUUUUUUUUCCCUUAAGGGUUAACUUUAUUUUAAAAAAUCUGUGUCUUAGACUGUCUUAGACUGUCUUAGACUGUUGUAGUCUGUCCUAGUCAGUCAGUUUCCUUCCCCCAAAUCUCCAUUAGAUUCUUCUAACAGGAGUUAGUUUAGGGAUUACUGUUUUAGUCUGUUUUAGUGUUAAAAAAAAAUAAUAAUUUGUGUUUAGUAUUUUGUUAGUUUAGUCUGUUAGUGUGAAACAUGCAGCGCAUGUACAGCUUGGAGGAGGUCAGUUUAGCGGCACGUCUAGUGACAUGUCAUCUGUGUGUGAGCCAGCUGCUAAAAGAAGCUGUGCUUCCCCUGCCACGCUGAAUGUGGACAAGGACUGGGUACCUCCACAGUUAGCUGAGCCCAACAUCCCCCCUCUUAGUGCCAACGCAGGCAUUAAUGUGAAUGUGGUUGACUUCUCCCCUAUACAAUAUAUGGAGUUAUUUUUAGGGGAUACCAUCUGGGAGGAGAUUGCUUCCCAGACAAAUUUAUACGCUAGCCAAUUUAUUGAGACCAAUCCAGGUAGCUAUACAGUCAGGGAGCAUGCUUGGCAUCCCACAGAUGUCCCUGAACUUAAAACAUUCUGGGCUCUUACCAUGCUCAUGGGGAUAAUAAAAAAGCCAUCAAUCCGGUCUUACUGGAGCACCAACCCAAUUUGUUCGACUCCUAUAUUCUCCCAAACAAUGCCUAGACCAAGAUAUGAGCUGCUGCUGAGAUACUUACAUUUCAAUGACAAUAUGCUCUGUCACCCCAGAGAUCACCCCCAAUAUGAUAGGCUUCAUAAAAUACGCCCACUGGUAGACCAUCUUCAGCACAGAUUUUCUGAAGUUUAUACUCCCCAACAAACUUUAUCUAUUGAUGAAUCCCUUAUGAAAUACAAAGGGAGAUUAGGGUUCAAACAAUAUAUCCCCUCAAAGCGGUUUAGGUAUGGCAUUAAAGUGUACAAACUUUGCGAGAGCGAAAGUGGCUACACAUUUGCCUUUCGUGUAUACGAGGGGAAAGAUGCUCAACUGAACCCUCCUGGCUGUCCUGACUCUCUGGGGACACGUGGGAAACUUGUUUGGGACCUACUGAUCCCCUUGUUCAAUAAGGGUUACCACCUUUAUGUGGACAAUUUUUACAGCAGUGUCCACUUGUUUAAAAUUCUUUAUAGUUUACAGACACUGGCCUGCGGCACUGUAAGAAGAAAUGCCAAGGAUUUCCCCAGACCUCUCAUAGAGGGCAGAUUAAAAAAAGGGGAAUGCAAAGCCAAAGCUGAACUGCUUGCGCUAAAAUUUAAGGACAGGAAGGAUGUUCACAUGCUAACAACCAUCCAUAACGAAGGCAUGUCAGACGUCACUGUCCGAGGCAGGGUACAGACAAAACCGGUGUGCAUCAGGGCUUAUAACAGGCACAUGGGGGUGUUGAUUUGGCUGAUCAGCUGAUGCAGCCAUAUCUUAUCUUAAGAAAGACAAAAGCCUGGUAUAAAAAGGUGGCUAUCUACCUGUUGCAAGUAGCAACACAUAAUUCAUUUUUACUUUUUUAAAAAAUGAAUCCAGGAAGAACCACCUAUCUCCAAUUUCAGCUCAAGCUGAUUUCCACAAUAAUUUAUGGAGAUGGUCAAGUUCCAACGACAGUGCAAGAGGAGUCUAGACAUUUUAUUUUUAAGAUACCGCCAACACCAAAAAAAAGAAACCCCCAGAAACGUUGCCGGGUCUGUUAUAAAAAAGGGAAAAGGACAGACACCCCUUUUCACUGUCCCGAUUGCCCUACAAAACCUGGACUGUGUAUUGGAGCAUGUUUUAAGGUCUACCACACAGAAAAUACAUUUUUAUAAUACUUGUUCCUGAUUUAUUUUUUUUGUUUAUUUUGAAAGCAGCAAAUUUCUAUUAGUCAGUAUCCUUCCCCCAAAUCUCCAGUUAGAUUCUUUUUGCAGGAGUUAGUUUACAGAUUGCUGCUAACAGAAGUUUUAGUCUCAUUUAGUCUGUUUUUAUCAGUUUUAGUCUGUUUUUAGUAUAAAAUAAAAAAAAUUGUGUGUUAGUAACUCUGUGUUAGUCAGACUCUGACGCCACUGACACUGCGUCCGAUUUUGACCCAGGUCAGUUUUCUGACAUGUCAUCUGUGUGUGAGCCGGCUGCAAAAAGAAGCUGUGCUUUCUCUGCUACGCCGAAUGUGGAGGAGGAACAGGUUUCUCCACAGUUAGCUGAGCCCCAAAUCACCCCUUUUAGUGCCAACACAGGCAUUAAUGUCAAUGUGGAUGACUUCUCCCCUAUGCAAUAUAUGGAGCUAUUUUUAGGGGAUACCAUGUGGGAGGAGAUUGCUCCCCAGACUAAUUUAUAUGCUACCCAAUUUAUUGAUACCAAUCCAGAUAGCUAUGCAGUCAGGGAGGAGUGUGCUUGGCAUCCCACAGAUGUCGCUGAACUUAAAAAAUUCUGGGCUCUUACAAUUCUCAUGGGGAUUAUAAAGAAGCCAUCAAUUUGCUAUCUACCUGAUGCAAGUAGCAACACAUAAUUAAUUUUUACUCUUUAAAAAAAAAAAUGAAUCCAGAAAGAACCACCUCUCUCCAAUUUUAGUUCAAGCUGAUUUCCACAAUAAUUUAUGGAGAUGGUCAAGUUCCAACAACGGUGCCAAAGGAGUCCAGACAUUUUAUUUUUAAGAUACCGCCAACUGCAAAAAAAACAAAUCCCCUGAAAUGUUGCUGGGUCUGUUAUAAAAAAGGGAAAAGGACAGACACCCCUUUGCACUGUUUUUUUUUCUUUGAAAGCAGCAAAUUUUAGUUAGUCAGUUUCCUUCCCCCCAAAUCUCCAAUUAGAUUAUUUUUGCAGGAGUUAGUUUAGAGAAUGCUGCUAAAGGUGCAUUUGAUACCUGCACAUUUGGUUAAAAAAGUUUUAUGGUAGUAACAUAUAACUGGCUGGCCAAAACCAGAUGACGUGUGCAUAAAAAGCAGAAUUAAAAAAUUACCACCAUGCACGUUCUCUGAAAUUUGUUUAGCACAAUGGUUGGGGGAAGGAUGUGAAAACACCUCAUAUACAAUACUCUGGAAUGUCUACUUUAUAAAAAUAUAAACUUUCAUGAUGUUAACAUUAAUGGGGGGAUGCAAAAAUAUGCCAAACUGAAGAUAGGCCAAGCAUACCUAUAUACCAAGUUGAAAAACUGAUAUGAACAAGUCUUGAUUGUGGCCUUUUAGCCCCCAAACAACACAGCAAACCUAUGCAUGGGUGAUGUCACUGUACUCAGGAGAUGUUGCUGAACACAUAUUGGCGUGUUGUUUGGCAGUGAUACAUAACAGUAUCUGUUAAUUCAUGCCUAAAGUACAAUGUAUGUGUAAAAAAACAAAAAUUACUACCCAAAAGUUUGCCAAAGACUGGUGGUAGAAUUAUUGCAUGGAAAGUAUUAAACUACCACCAUUUAAAAUACCCUGAGUUGUCUACUUUUCAAAAAUAUAUGGUUUGAUGGGGGUAAAAUACAUUGGCCCAAAUAGGACAGGGGCGCUGGUUUACUACAUGUCAAAAUUCCAAGUUAAAAAUGGAUAUGUGCACCUGCCAAAUGUGGCCUUUUAGCCCCCAAACAAUCCGACAAGCCUAUGCAUGGGUGGUAUCACUGUACUCAGGAGAUGUUGCUGAACACAUAUUGGCGUGUUGUUUGGCAGUGACACAUAACACGAUUUGUUAAUUCAUGCCUAAAGUACAAUGUGUGUGAAAAAAACACACAAAAAAUGACUACCUAAAUGUUUGACAAAGUCUGGUGGUAGAAUUAGUGCAUGGAAAGUGUUAAAAAAAAACACCAUUUGAAAUACCCUAGGGUGUCUACUUUCCAAAAAUAUAUGGUUUGGUGGGGGUAAAAUACAUUGGCCGGCCUUACAAAUGUCCCAAAUAGGACAUGUGCGCAGGUUGACUACAUGUCAAAAUUCCAAGUUGAAAAAUGGAUAUGCGCACCUGCCAAAUGUGGCCUUUUAGCCCCCAAACAAUCCGACAAGCCUAUGCAUGGGUGGUAUCACUGUACUCGGGAGAUAUUGCUGAACAUAUAUUAGUGUGUUUUUUGGCAGCAAGACGUAACAGGAUUUGUAAGUUUAUACCUGAAUUGCAAUGUAUGUGAAAAACAAAACCAACUACCUAUGCAAAGUUUGGCAAAGACUUGUGGUAAAAUGGCUGCAUAGAAAGUGUCAAAAUAUCCUUAGAUGAAUACCCUGGGUUGUCUACUUUAAAAAAAAUAUAUACAUGUGGAGUGUUUUCCAGAGAUUUAUGACAGAUAAUAGUGUUACAAUGUCACUAUUGAUACAUUUUAAAAAUGUAUGUUUUGAAACCGCCAAAUCCUACUUGUACCUAUAGCCCUAUAACUUGCAAAAAAAAGCACGUAAACACUGGGUAUUUUUAAACUCAGGACAAAAUUUUGAAUCUAUUUAGCUGUUUUUUUCAUUCGUUUUUGUAGAUGAGUAAAAGAUUUUUCAAGUAAAAGUCAAAAAACAUGUAUUUUUUUCAAUUUUUCAUCAUUUUUUUUUUUUAAUUAAAAUACAUGAGAUUAUAUAAAUAAUGGUAUGUAAAGAAAGACCCUUUUGUCCUGAAAAAAACAAUAUAUAAUUUGUAUGGGAACAGUAAAUGAGACAGCUAAACACAAACACCAGAAAAGUGUAAAAAUAUUCCUGGUCGCAAAUGUACAACAUCGCAAAAACAGUCCAGUCCUUAAGGGGUUAAAUGUUUUUUGAUUGUUUAUUUCAAGGGAGACUUAUAGAAUAAUGCCAAUAGGACAUUAUUCUGUAGCUUAAUAAACAGGGGUGAAGAAACCCUUUAAGAUUUAUUCCUGCCUGUAUAAAAGAAAGAAAAUAGAUUUACUUAAUAAAUAAUUGGCUCUUUAAAUUACGUAGAAUCCCCUUGAUUUAAAAAUAAUUCUCAAAUAUACUGCUUCUAUGCCACUGAUGUUCCUGAGUGCUAAAUGAAAACUGAUGCCUAAGUUUCCUGUUUUUCAAUCUUCAUCAGUUCACCUCCAUGCAAAUGUCCUUUUUAUUAUUCGUACCACAGAAGAAUUCUUUGAUUAAAGAGACACAACUCUUGAGUGUUUUUCCUACCAUUUCCUAUAAUCAUCUCCUCAAUGAUGCUACAGUCUGUGUUCUCAUUUUGAUUUCUGUAAAAUUGUAAAGAAGAGAUGUUGGCGAGCACUUUUAUGGCCUAUGUGGUAGCAUCCUCGCCUACGUGGCUAUACAAAAGAUGUAUCUAAUUUUAAUAUCCAUCUUUCAUAAUAAUUGAAGAAUAAUGCCAUCCUUGUAAGUGCUUGGGGGUGUCUUAUCCAUAAUAGCUUCUGUUGCAUAGCAAAUGGUUGCUAAUCAGGCAAAUAAUAGAAUGUAAUAACCCUUCUAGAGCUCCGAUGAUCCUGAAUUCCACUGCAGAGCAGCCUGUAAUGGUCAUGCAAGACUUAACUCUUUGUGUUGAAAUCAUAUUGUAAAAACAUCCUUGUGUUUUAGAUUUGGGUUUACAAAUUGCCAUUUUAAUUUGAAACACCUUUAAAAAAUACAUAUACUUGCAGAGCUUGUGUAGAAUUUAUGCUGUUGUUCCCAAAUAGACAUGUGAUGUAUGUAUGCAUGAAUGUUUGUUUUUGUACAUCUGUGAUUAAAAAAAGUAGUUUGGCAAUUCAUCUUUUUACCUUUAAAGAGACACUAUAGUCACCAGAACAACUACAGCUUAUUGAAUUUGUUCUGGUCCGUAGAAUCAUUCCCUUCAGGCUUUUCACAGUCACCACUGUCUUUUCAGAGAAAAUUCAGUGUUUACAUUACAGCCUAGGGAUACCGCCACUGGUGAACAAAGAAAGUGUGGUAAACCGCGUCAAAUAAGGUGAAUUACUUCAACUACAAUAUUGUGUUCAAUUAUUAUGCUAAUUUACAAAUAUAUACAUAAAUUUUUUAGAGGUUUUUUUUUUUAUUUAUGAUCUUUGGGGGACCUCAAAGAGAGAGAAAUACCAAUUGUGUAAAAAGUGAAAUGAAGUUUUACAAAGUGUCAACUCACACUUUAGAGAGCUACUGAGAGCUCUGCUGGUAAACGCCUUGACGGUAUAAUCCCCGUCUAGGGAUAUGUUGAUUCUCAGUGCAGUAGCCUCUCAGUGUUCAUUAGUCAUGUAGAGGAGAUAUAACAGAAAAAUAACCCAAUGGUAUAAUAUAUCAUAUAUUUAAAUAUAAGUAAAAGAAGACCGUAUUCUACUUACAAUAUCCAGUGCAAUGACUUGCUCUGGUGAUAUAAUCCCCACCUGGGAUAUGAAGGGUUUGGAUCUGAAGCGGCAGGAUGUAGAUGAAGAGUGGAAUAAAAUAUAUACUCAAACUAAAGUUACAUUAAAAUAUAAGCUUUAUUUGUAUAAAACCAAAAUGAAACAAGUAUCCAAAGUCACUUUACGUGUUUCACCCAGGAAUAGGCUUCUUCAGAAGUGUGGCUGCAUCUUAAAAUGUCCCAGUUUAUAUAGGCAGUGUAUGUUAGAUAAGUAGAAUCCAGUGUGCUGCUUGAUCCUUCCGGGUUUGUGUGUGUUGCCCGUAAAUGAUGUCAUGCGACCCUGCCUGUAGCAUCAUGGGAGAUGUAGUUUCUCUUGCGGUUGCAUCUCAAUCACUGUCAUUCUCAAUGAGUAUGGGAGUGGGUUUACCACACUUUCUUUGUUUACUUGUUACUACUCAGGCAGGGUUGGGGAAUCCCUGCUGGUUCACUGCUGGCCAUUAUCUUAUUAUAGUGGGUGCCUAUUCUGCGUUUUUGUUUGUGUUUGUUUGUUUUUGUUUUAUUUUAAUUAUACCUCCACUGGCCACUCCUCAGAUGACUACUAGAGGUGCUUCCUGGGGCAGUGCUGCACAGUGAGCAUUCAGUGUCUCCAUCCCCUUCAUGCAGACACUUAACAUUCCUCAUAGAGAUGCAUUAAUUCCAUUCCUAUGGGAAAUCAUCGUAAUUGGCUCAGAACAAUACUUUUGCUGAUGUCAGCAGAAGCAGGCAGAUCAAGUGCAGAAUACAAGUAAACGUAACUAAUGACACAAGUCAGUAGUAAAAACAGGAAUACAGUGGAAAUGGAAUAGGAUUGGCUAGUAAAAAUUGCCACAAAAAUGUAAAAAAUCUGAAGUAGACCGAGGUCUACUAAACAGUGAAAUAUGAAAUUUAUAAAAACGAUAUGCUUGUGCACAAGUUCAUAUAUCUUAUGCAGAAAAAAAUGAAUGCUUGUAGUGAUAUACAGUCAAACUAAGUAAAAAUUAAGAUAAUUUAAGUCUAUUGAGAGAAUUGUGUCAGCUUGAUAUCAGACUGAUUGCCUACUAUGAUAUAAGUAGGAAGAAAAUCUGGUGAAGCUGAAAAAUUGUCAUAUGUCGUAUCGGUCUAAUGCAUAAUGAUGUAGGAAAACCGAUACAUGAAUCAGAAAUUAUAUAUAAUUGUUGGGACAGCUGGGACCAUAUUCACCAAAUAAACAAUUGGUAACACACUGGGCUGUGAAGGACUGAAAUCCUGCAGCGCCCGCAAGAUCCCCUUGCUCAAAGCACAUGUACAGGCACGUCAGACGAUGCCAGUGAACAUCUGAAUGAUUCAGAGGAGAACUGGGUGAAAGUGUUGUGGUCAGAUGAGACCAAAAUCGAGCUCUUUGGCAUCAAAUCAACUCACCGUGUUUGGAGGCGUAGGAAUGCUGCCUUUGAACACCAUCCCCACCGUCAAACAUGGAGAUGGAAACAUUAUGCUUUGGGGUUGUUUUUCUGCUAAGGGGACAGGACAAAUGCACCGCAUCAAAGGGACGAUGGACGGGGCCAUGUACCAUCAAAGCUUGGGUGAGCACCUCCUUCCCUCAGCCAGAGCAUUGAAAAUAAGUCGUGGAUGGAUAUUCCAGCAUGACAAUGAACCAAAACACACAGCCAAUGCAACAAAGGAGUGGCUCAAGAAGAAGCACAUUAAGAUCCUGGAGUAGCCUAACCAGUCUCCAGAUCUUAAUCCAAUAGAAAAUCUGUGUAGGGAACUGAAGGUUAGAGUUGCCAAACGUCCUCCUUGAAACCUUAACGACUUGGAGAGGAUCUGCAAAGAGGAGUGGGACAAACCUACAUGAAACGUCUGACCUCUUUGAUUACCAACAAGGGUUUUGCCACCAAGUACUAAAUCGAAUUGGGUCAAAUACUUAAUUCACUCAUUGACAUGCAAAUCAAGUUGUAACUUUUUUGACAUGCGUUUUUCUGGAUUUUUGUUUUCUUUUUUUUGUUAUUCUGUCUCUAACUGUUAAAAUACACCUACCAUUAAAAUUAUAGACUGAUCAUUUCUUUGUCAGUGGGCAAACGUUCAAAAUCAGGAGGGGAUUAAAUAUUUUUUUUCCCUCACUGUAUCAUCAAAUCACUGACUUAGCUUGAUGGAAUGAAUGAGGCCUAUUUUUCAUUGGUUACUGGGAACAAAAAAAAUACGUUGUUUUUUUUUUUCUUGCAAACACAUUGGUAGGUUUGACAGAUUCAUCUGCCAGCUGGUUCGCCAUCCGCGUAAAAAUAAUCUGAGAAUAAUGAAAAACCUUGCCAAAUGUGGAAGUCAAUAAACAAUAGCAGAUGAUUUGUGAUGAAGAAGUUACUUUCCAUAAAUCAGAGGAACCAUGUGUUGUACAUUGUCAGCCAAACAUUUAUUUCACUGACAGUGUAGUAUAGAGCUUUUCAAAAUAGGUUUGAUAGCCACAUCAUGGCGUGUAGGAUAAGAAAUGUUGCCAUAUGGAGAGACACACCUCCUCCUAUUUUUGCAAACAGACUCCUAUCACUUUAACAUUUUGGUAAAACAAAUAUAUACUUAUAAUAUCUCUGUCUGUGUAUAUUUAUAUACAUUCUUUAUAUUUUGGUUCUUUCCACCGACUAAAAAUUGUUUUGUUUUUUGUUUUCUUUUUAAUUAUGAUUUUUAUACCGGUACUUGUUCUUGUUGGAAUCAAAAUGUAAUAAAGGUAUUGAAAAUAAAUCAGUCAAGAUAUAAAAUAUAAGAAAAAGCUAACAAAACACAAUUGAAUAAACAUAGGAAAAUAUCUUAUUGCAAUUUUAAGGAAAAAAAGUAUAAUCUUGUUUCACCCACCUCCUUGGUGGGUAGUGACUAGUAUAACCACUUUAUUAUACUAGAGCAGGGGUAGGCAACCUUUUAGCAUCACUGUGCCGAUAUAGGAUUGUGAUGUCCCGUAGCGUGCCGGUCCUAUUUUUUUAAAUUGAGGUGUGUAUGCUGUUGUAUUCUGCUUCUGUUAUUUAUACUGUAAUUGCUUUGUAUCGUUGUAUUUGUGCAUAUAUGAGCUAUUAUAUUGUAUAUGUUCAUGAGUAGUUUGUGGUAUCGUGUAUGAUACAUAUAAAUGUGGGCGGUGUAUGGGGGCUGCUUGUGGAAUUGUGUGUGUGUGUGUGUGUGUGUGGAUGGAAAUGUCACAUUUUGUGUUUGGUAGUGUGAAUAUGUGCGGGGGCUGUUUGGGGUAUUGCAUGUGAGAGGCUGCAUGUGGGGUUGUGUGCAUGUAUGUGGAUUGUUAGCAGGUUAUGUUUGUGCGGAUUGUAUGUAUGUUUGCUUGUGGGCUGUUUGUAUUAUUUGUAUGAGUGGAGGGUUAUUAUGCAUUUAUGUGUAAAUCUAGCAGUGUGGGUGGCUUCCCUGGGUUCCAAUGGGGACCAGGCUGGCCAGGUACAGGUCAAGGACAGGAGCUGCAACAGCAGCUACAGGCUGCCCUACCAUAUUGUGGAUUCCCAUUCACAAGUGCUGGGAGGAAGUGAUCUGAGAUCACUUACUCUAUGUGCUGCAAUGCAUAAAUUGAAGAUUGUCCUUCACCACCUUUUUAUAUUAGCAGCUAUCUGAAGAUUCACUGGGACUCCUGAUAGGCCAGAGCCUGUUUGGCUGUAGCAGCCUUGAGUGCCGUGCAAAGACACCUUGAGUGCCGUGCAUGGCACUAGUGCCGUAGGUUGCCUACCCCUGUACUAGAGUAUUUUAAAAGCAUGAGCGGUUUAUUGAGAGACGAAAGCUUAGCUAAGGCUUUAACGGCGAUAUCCGCCUAAAUGUCUCUCAACUAUCACCUGUGUGAAGGGUUAAAAAAAAGUCUUUCCAUUCUAUAUUGGCUGAAUGAUGCUGAUGGAUGUACUGAUCGAAUGAUUUUAAUUGUUUAAGCACAUCAAGUUACCAUUUUGAUCAAUCUGCUUUUUACUCUCUCUGCAGGGAGGACCUCUGGCUAGUACCUUAACCAUGGCACUUGCUGCUGUGUCUGCUGCUUACCAAGUGCUCAGAGGGACUACUGGAAUUUUCACUAGUCAGUCGACAUCACUGCUGUCGAGGGCCCGUGCUUUGUAUGCCUGUUCCCUGAAUAGGUGGGUGAUCUGUCUGCAGGCACUAUUAAAUAUUGUUUGCAAAGUGAUGUGAUGGCAGUUCUGUUGUUUUAGGAAAGAGAUGCUCUCAUCAAACUCUCAAACAGUAGAUCUUUGUUGCUGUUGUUACAGGACAGAGGCCUUUCGUAAGUUAUACUAAUGCAUGUUAUUCAGUGCAAAACCGCUAGCCCCAUUAAUUCUGGCUGUGCUGUUAAAAACAGCUUGUGUCUGGUGGGUUUGCACUGGAGAGCCUCUUGCAACCAUACCGUAUAAUUUCUCUAUUGUUACCUUGACAAAAAAAAUAUGAAUUCAUCAUCUGUCUGCUCACUGAAGACCCAAUGCUACUUUAUAACCCUGAAAUCUGGAUUUAUUUGAACUAGAAGGAAAAUGACUUCAAAGAGGAAAACAGAUCACUUGGAGAGAACGGCAAAUAAAUUUAGACAAGAAGUAAGUUCUGUGUGUCUGUCUGCCUUUUUUCCUUUUAAUCUCUGUUGCAGAUUAGUGUUUCUCUAUGAAUUUUUUUUUUUUUUUUUUUUAACAUUCUCUCUUUUCUUAUUGUGUUUGUAUGUAAAAGUCAUUUCAUUUUUGUUUUGUUUGAGAAACAGAGUAAUUCUGGCAAAGAGUGAGCCACAGUGUCUGGAACGAAUAGAAGCGUUCAUUCACAAUUCUGUGUAAAUAAAGUGGAUUAGCAAAUUGCUUGAUAUGUCUAAGAAAGCAUAUUUGUUUGGGUUUCUCAUCUCUGUAAUUGUCUUUUCCCUUCCCAGAUCAUUGAUCAAUUGUUAAGGUAAACUGCUAACUAUGGGGGUGCAUAAAUAGCAGUAGCAAAACAUUGUAGGUGAUAGCCAGGAGGAAUAUAAUUUUAUUUAUUUAUUUGAAUCCAUCCUUGGUUUUUACAAUGAUGCGUCAAACCUUAAGCAACAAAAACCUACAAUUGGAAAAUUAGAAAUCACCAAGAAUCUGGAGUAGUUUUGUGCAUUGUAUUACUUUAAAUCCAGAAACAUAUAGUUCUUUGUUCUAUUAUUAGAUUUCUGGCUUUAAAGGCACACUCCAGACACUGUAACAUCAUCUUCGGAAACUAUAGUGAAAGGAAAACAAAGUUGUUUUCCCUAGCGCUAUAGUGACCUACAAUGCCCCCCUCCCUUACCGGCCCCCAACCCUGUGGUGCUGGAAGUGUUAAAAACCCUUUUGUCACUUACCUAAUUCCAGUGCCGAUGCCCCUUAGCACAUGGUCAGGCUCCAUCUCCGCUCUUCUUCCACCGACAUCAGCUGGCGGUGAGGACCUAAUGCGCAUGCGCGGCAAGAGCAACUCAUGCAUUAGGACUACCCCAGAGGAAAGCAUAGCUCUAUACUUUCCUGUGGGGUUUUAGAUGACGCUGGAUGUCCUCAUGGAGAGCGUGAGUACAUCCAGUGUCAGUCGACCAAAAGUCACCUAACCACACAGAAGUGGUAGACAGCCACUAGAGGUGGAGUUAACCCUGUAAUAUAAUUAUUGCUGUUUAUCAAUACAAAUGAGCUGAAUUGGUCUGGGUGCCUAUAUUGUCCCUUUAAGUUGUUAUAGUGUGAGGAAGUCCCAGGCACCAGUUUACCUAAAUUGGUGUUAAAUUGUUAACAAACGCUUUAACCCUAAAGUCUUCAAUCCAGCGCUGUCAGCUCUGCCCUAUCAACCCUUCACUUUCUUUUCAGCCAUGGCUUCAAUCCGGAAGCUUUGGACUGAGUACCACAUUAUUUCUUUGCUCCGUUUUCGUGAAUCAGUGGAGUCCAGGCCAAUGCUUCCUGUUUGGGCACUGCAUUGAAGACUUUGGGGUUGAACCAUUCGGUUAUGAUCUAACCCCUUGAAGAAAGCCAGCAUCUGGGACCUCCUCACACCAUAACCACUUAAUUCUGAUCAGGUUUUUAUGGUGCCUGUGACAUGCAGUAGAAUUUACUAUGAAAUUAUACAUCGAAAUAUACUUAUUCCUAUACAUAGACACUGUAUGCAAUAAAAAUGCAAAUACAGGGAUUUAUGAAAUCAUGUAUUGUGCUAGCACAGGUAGCUGAUUGUUCUCGUGUUCAGUGUGAAAACUGUACUGCAAUCUUCACCUCCUUUCCCCAGUAUAAAAGGUACAAGGUGUUUUUGUGUGCGUGCAUAUUUUUCAUAUGAAAAGGUCUCGAUGCUGGCCGGCAUCUUGUAAUUAUACCUGCAUCUGUCGGCUCAGGCUCAAAUAAACUACUUUGCACAUCAUAGAUUGGUUUAUUUUUCACUACAGCCCACAUCACAAUUAUCUAGAAUGCUUUUCUGAUUUUUACGCAAAGCCAAUAAUACAUGAAUACCAUAGUAGUUUUUAGAAGUUAUGUUUGUUUAUUUAUGUUUCAUCAUGUUUAAAGGGACACUAUAGGAUCUUAGACCACUGCAGCUCAUUGAAGUGGUCUUGGUGUACUGUCCCUGUCCCCUUAACCCCGCAGUGGUAAUUAUUGCAGUUUCUGAAAAACUGCAAUAAUUACCUUGCAGGAUGAAGACUGCCUCUACUAGCUGUCAAUCAGACAUCCACCAGAGGCACGUCCGGGUCGUUACGUGACUUUUGGUCGCCUCACUAACACUGGACGUCCUAACGCCCUGCAUGAGGACAUCCAGCAUCAGUCAAUUCCCCAUAGGAAACAUUGCAGCAUUAGCAUUCUCCCAGAAGGAGGGAGCGGAGUGCCGACCCAGUGCUGAGGAACAUCGGCGCUGGAAUCAGGUAAGUACAGUAAAGAUAUUUCAACCCUUACUAUGUCUGAGAGGGAUGGGGGUGCAAGGGAACUAUAGUUCUAGGAAUACAGCUUUGUAUUCCUAUACUAUAGUAUCCCUUUUAAAUUGCUAAUAUACCAUUGAACAUUAUGUAUGUAAUGUUUUUCUUUUGUAUAUCUGUAUAUUUAGAUUUAUUAAAAGGCAACAAACGUCUCAUAGUUUUCCUACAGGUAGCCUUGUACAGGCUCUCGGGGAUGGCAGCUGGCAGUGGGGGCAGCUACGUGAUCCUUUAUGAGAUGAUGACAGUUUUUUUAGUUUUGCCCAUGUAAGGUGUCAUUGUAGAAAAACUUUUUGCCAUUUGGGUGCUAUUCCAUAUCUGAUGCAUGGCAUGGUAGGACAUCUUUUUUUGAUUUUUACUGCCAGAGCUUAGGGGUGCUACCAGACCAGUACCUGAAACUUGAGUUGUCUGAACAAUCCACACAGAUGUUGAAGAUCUUUUUUUCAUUACUCAAGAGGUACAUGCAGAGGUCAGACUUAAUCUACACAGCAGAAUGUAUAUAUUAAAUUGUAUUACUUACCUAAAGGAGACCUUGCCACCCACACAUUCCUACACGGAAAGCUGGUUUAAAUAAUUAUCUUGCAUUUGUAGAUUAUGUAUUAUUUUAGAGGUAUGUGUCAUAAUUCAAUUCUGCAAAACAUAAAAAUACUAUCGAUGACCGACUGAAAUGGCAGGUCGGUUAAACAUGCGGCAGUGUUUAGCUAACUGCAUGUCUAUUUGGAACUGCGUAUUUAAUAAAUAUAUAGUAUUUUUGAAAUUGCAGCUAUUAAAAGGUGUGUCUGUGGCAUUUUUUUGAUCUAUUAAUCUAUAUGACUUUAAUUUCAUGGCACGCAGCUCUACAGACACUGACAAUGUAUCCAUUCAACACGUUUAAAUGGAGGAUUGAAGCAUUCUGCUCUGAAUACUGUAUAUUGAUUUAUCCAAAAGUAAUUGGAUAUUUGGCUGCUGAACUUUUUUUUUUUGGCCAGGUGCGUGCCAUUGCAUCAUUGUUUCAUACGUAAAUAAAACUGGGUGUGACAUUUUUAUUUGGAGUUAAUUCUAAGCAACCAUGAGGCAAUAAAAUCCACUGUGUGGUACUGUAUAAUCUUAGCAUCAAAGCUAGUACAUUGAACUGUAGUGCUUAUGGUGCCAGUGGUCAGAUCAGAACAGCCAGCUUAAGUUCUGGUUGGAGAACACAUCUGUAAAUGACAAGAACUGUUCAUGAUCUAAACUCUAAAGCAUAUCACCUAAUACUUGAAAUGUAGUGGAGGUUAUAGUCAUGGUUUACUUAUCUAUGGUUGCCACUGGAGAUGGCUCACUUGUCUAUUCUAGAUGAACUCUGACGUUUAUUUACAACAUUUUAGUUACAUAACAUCAUAUUCUAAAUCUCAUUACUGUCACAUACAUUCUUAACAAAAUUAAUUUAAGAAAACAUUCUUUGAGUCACAAACUGAAUCUAUUUGAGCAUUAAUUUCACUUUCUGGGGACAUCUAAAGAAAUAACGCACAUCCAUUUAUUUAAAUGAAAAACACUUCACAAGUACAUCACUGUAUUUCAAAGGAUACAGUACAUACAAAUAGACCCCUAAAUGCACAUACAUACGCAAUCCAGAAGCAUGCUUACAUUUAAAUGCGCAAACACUGCUCACAAAAACAACCCUGCAAGGAUGGGCAAGUGGUAGCUCCCUAUCUGGUAUAGCAUUGUUGGAAUUGUAAGACUUUUGUAGAUGCUGCACAUCUCCAUUUUUCAGCCAUUUUACACAUACACCACCUCUUACAAUGCAAACAUUUGUAUGUCAUGCAUUUAACAACUAGUAACCACGUACUAGUAGUGACUGUAUGUCAUCUAUAGUUUUGUUUCAACUUGCAUACUGUUCAUUUCAGAUUAUUUCUCCUGCAAAUGUCUGUGGGAUCACUGAUGAAUCUGCGACUGUGAAGAGGGUACGACUUGCUGUUGCCAACAGUGAAUUUUCAUUUAAAGCGGGGCAAUGGUAA